AUGUCCUCGAGCCAAGAUGACAUCGACCAGCUCCUGGAGCGCUAUCUCGCCUUGCUGGACGAGUACUCGAAGCUGCGCAAAGAGCUCUCCCAGCUGCAGGCGGACGUGUACCACGACAUCGCCCGGGCCAACUUCUCCGGCGAACGCGGCCUGAGAUAUGGCCAGGACCAGUACGACGAGAGAAUGAGAGCGAGUCGGCGGGUUGGCAUUGCCGUUACUGAAAAUGGGCUCCCCGGGUUCACUGUGACGACGACGACUUGUAAAGAGCCUCCCCCCAUUGCAGAAACGGGACGCGGCGUGCAAGAGAAGCAGGCUGCUGAGAAUGCCUACGGCGCGGCUGACAAUGACGAGCCGGUCGAGUCGCCGGAUGCAGAGGGAGCAGAGGAAGCAAAAGAUGAGCGAGGACAGGCCGGCGGCACCAAGAUUGACGAUCCCCUCCGGUGGUUUGGCAUUCUCACGCCCAUGCCGCUGCGGGCUGCUCAGCGCCAUGCCAUCAGGGCCGUCGAGGACGUCGUCCCACGCCUGGCGUCUGUCAAUGCGGAAAUGCGCCAUGUUGAGGUUGAAGUGAGGAGAGCGCGGAAGAGGAGGGCCAAAGCGGAGGCUGCACGCGGCAAGGCCAGGGACCGGGAGGCGUCGACUACGCUGGGCCGAGAUGGACAUGUCAGGGCUGCCUGA
Messenger RNA from Metarhizium album ARSEF 1941, 675 nucleotides. RefSeq lists its product as uncharacterized. The transcript has a single exon. The coding region runs from base 1 to 675 and encodes 224 amino acids. Gene Ontology annotation, cellular component: Vma12-Vma22 assembly complex; extrinsic component of endoplasmic reticulum membrane. Lineage: Eukaryota; Fungi; Ascomycota; Sordariomycetes; Hypocreales; Clavicipitaceae. The record is from RefSeq and is a predicted model, not a curated record. Gene Ontology annotation, biological process: vacuolar proton-transporting V-type ATPase complex assembly.